CCAGGAGGAGUAAGUGCGGUGGCAGUGAGGAAAGCCAACAGCAGUGGAGCUUCUGGUGGAAUCUAUUUUGGCUGGUGGCGCUGCUGCCGGAUGGGAGUGCCCGGGCACACGCACCAUGUCAUCAUGCAUCUCUAGCCAGCCCAGCAGCGACCGGGCCGUCCUCCAGGAUGAGCUGGGGGGUGCGGGCAGCAGCGGCAGCGAAGGCCAGAAGCCCUGUGAGGCCCUGCAGGGCCUCUCGUCCCUGAGCAUCCGCCUGGGCAUGGAGUCCUUCAUCGUGGUCACCGACUGUGAGCCGGGCUGCGCGGUGGAUUGCGACCUGGCCCGGGGCCGGCCCCUGGAGGCUGAUGGCCGAGAGGUGCCCCUCGACGCCUCCGCCUCUGGGUCCCAGGCUCGGCCCCAGCUCUGCGGGCGCAAGCUCUCUCUGCAGGAGCGGUCCCAGCUGGACGCGAACGGACGCUGCGUCCCCCCCGCCCUGCCCCACUCACCCGUGGGCUCCCCGCAGUCGUCGCCGAGGCUGCCCCGGAGGCCCACGGUGGAGUCCCACCACGUGUCCAUCACUGGCUUGCAGGAUUGUGUACAGCUGAAUCAGUACACACUGAAGGAUGAAAUUGGAAAGGGCUCCUAUGGCGUGGUCAAGUUGGCCUACAAUGAAAAUGACAAUACCUAUUAUGCGAUGAAGGUACUGUCAAAAAAGAAGCUGAUCCGACAGGCAGGCUUUCCACGUCGCCCCCCGCCCCGAGGCACCCGGCCAGCCCCAGGAGGCUGCAUCCAGCCUAGGGGCCCCAUUGAACAGGUGUACCAGGAAAUUGCCAUCCUCAAGAAGCUGGACCACCCCAAUGUGGUGAAGCUGGUGGAGGUCCUGGAUGACCCCAAUGAGGACCAUCUGUACAUGGUGUUUGAACUGGUCAACCAAGGGCCCGUGAUGGAAGUGCCCACCCUUAAACCACUCUCUGAGGACCAGGCCCGUUUCUACUUCCAGGACCUCAUCAAAGGCAUAGAGUACCUACACUACCAGAAGAUCAUCCACCGGGACAUCAAACCGUCCAACCUGCUGGUGGGAGAAGAUGGCCACAUCAAGAUUGCCGACUUUGGCGUGAGCAACGAGUUCAAGGGCAGUGAUGCGCUUCUCUCUAACACCGUGGGGACACCCGCCUUCAUGGCACCUGAGUCGCUUUCAGAGACCCGGAAGAUCUUCUCUGGGAAGGCUUUGGAUGUUUGGGCCAUGGGUGUGACGCUGUACUGCUUUGUAUUUGGCCAGUGCCCGUUUAUGGAUGAGCGGAUCAUGUGUUUACACAGUAAGAUCAAGAGUCAGGCCCUGGAAUUUCCAGAUCAGCCUGACAUAGCUGAGGACUUGAAGGACCUGAUAACCCGCAUGUUGGACAAGAACCCAGAAUCAAGGAUUGUGGUGCCAGAAAUUAAGCUGCACCCCUGGGUCACGAGGCACGGGGCGGAGCCGUUGCCAUCGGAGGACGAGAACUGCACGCUGGUCGAGGUGACCGAAGAGGAGGUCGAGAAUUCGGUCAAACACAUUCCCAGCCUGGCGACCGUGAUCCUGGUGAAGACCAUGAUACGGAAACGCUCCUUCGGGAACCCGUUUGAGGGCAGCCGGCGGGAGGAGCGCUCAUUGUCAGCGCCUGGGAACCUGCUCACCAAAAAACCAACCAGGGAGUGUGAGCCCCUGUCUGAGCCCAAGGGGACAAAAAAAAAAAGACUUGACUCCAUGACAUCGACCUUGGCCGCUGGCUGGCUGAAUGGGCAGGUGUGAGGAGUUGCAGACCCAAAGCCACAUGCAUUUUGGGACAAUUGCUUUUUAAAACGUUUUUAUGCCAAAAAUCCUUCAUUGUGAACUCAGAACCAUGUCAGAUAUACCAAGUGAAUGUGUGUGGGGUUUGGAAAUCAUGAAAAACUGCAGAAAACUCUGGUGGUAUGGGCUGAGACCACAGAGUUAGUUGCUGCAUUUGAAAGAGAGAGGAAGAGAGGGUGUAAUUCCUCCUGCAAACCCUAAAACCCCCAAACUCCAAGCCAGUGGCACCUUCCAGGACUGUGGACUCACGGAGUCAGGGUGAGGACAGCCCUCAGUAGCUGCAGGGAGCUUUGAUGUAACUUAUUUGUAAGAAAGUCUAAAUUUUUUUUAAUGGGUAGAAUUGUAGUCAGGUGAAGGGAAAGGGCUUGAAGCUUAAUUGCUUCGCAAAGGGGGAUUUUCCACCCCUAGAAGGGCAUUUCUUGGUUGUUUGGGGAUGGGGGAGAGGGUCCACCUAAAAGACUGAUGGUCACUCGCAGCAGGUUCCUGAACUAGUUAACUGAGCUCUGGUAAAUCUCUUGUUAAAUUAAAAAAACUUCAGGGUGAAAUCCUACACUUCCAUGUACAUUACAUGGCUUAAGAGUAAACAAAAUAUUUCCAGUUCUCUAACAAGACUGAACUCUAGAGUAGUUCAGGGGUCAUUUCGAGCUUCCAGGAUUCGCUCCCCGGCUUCAGGCAUGUUAGAUCCGAGUUAGAGCCUCUGCCUGUAUAUUAGCAAUUUACCUUGUUUGUAACCUGUGUAUUCUAGAGACACCGAGAUUCUGUUUUCUUAAAUACUAGCUGAUUGUUGUAGUCUGAGUCUGUGAAACACUUCGUUUCUGGGGUCCAGUCAGGAAAUACUAUGAUUCUCAUCCUUACAGGCAAAGCUCUGUUAGGAUCUACCCAAUAACUUGGGGGCACCCUUUUAGAGAAGAUUGUUGAAACCCAGUGCAGUCCUCAGGGUCCAGGGGGACCCGGGCUUGGCACCGGGAGUUUUGUUUUGUAGCUAGAAGUCCAGACAGAGGUUUACCUUUUUGGCUUCCAACUGAUACUGGGAACUUUCAUUGCUGUUCAAGUGCAACUUUUUCCAGAGCCACACACGGGUGAGUGUGAAGUUCAUGGGGGAAGAAGACUGGAAGGCCUUUGCCCUGGGAAAUUCCCAGUGCUUUGUGGACUCUGGCUUGGGGGAAAGAGCAUCAGUAACUGGGCUCAGAGGCCGUGCUUUUCUGUGGUUUCUGUCUGAUCAUUACUGGUAGGAGGACUUUUUGCAGAGAGACACUGAAGCAAGGCCUUGUUCCUGGCCUUGCCCAGUGGAACCUGAGUGUUCUUGGCUUCCACACAUCUUCGUAAGCUCUUGACUGUCAUUUAUUUAGCCAGACUUUUCUUGCUGUCUCACAAACAGUACAGAAUUAGGGAAGGCUGGUUUCUAAGAGCAAAGGACACCUGUCAGAUGAAGGGGUGUCUGUCCUGCUUACUUUCUUCUUUGUAACCUGGUACUUCCUCUUGCAUUCCUGCGCUUGUGUUUAUAUAUAUGGGCAGCACCCCUUCUGGGAGCAGAUAGGGUCUGGUUAGUUUGCAAUAAGCGCUUUGCAGUAAAGUCAACGUCUCCUUAGUCCCAGCCUGUCUGUGUGGACGCUGGCCUGGCCGAGUGGCCCGCCUGGGGAGGGCGGGCAGCAUGUGGAGCUUCUGCAUUCUAGAACUUCUGUGUUUACACAGCUCCAUCAGGCAAGACCGUUUCUUCCACCACGAAACUCCCCGUGUCGGAUUUCCUCCUAUGUGUAAUUCUGGCUGUUGAGGUGGGUGGGAGGCCCAUAUUCAUAACUUUUUUUUUUCAAAGAAUCACCAAAGAAAGCUGUGGGAAGGAAUCACUACCCCCAGAAAAUAUAAGCAGAGGGCCUACCAUAAAGCGGUAGAACUACCAUUCUCGUGGGGCACAAACAGUGAUUUUUUUCGAAGCUGGCUCUGUUGGGAAAGAGGAGAAGCUGCCACGGGCAGCUUUUCCAGGUGAGCCAAAGGAUGCUCCAUCAGUUUUUUCCAUUGCUGGGGGACCAAUUUGGUAUAAGCAACCUGCGGCCUGCACAAGUUCUUGCUCCUCCUUCUGCCCUCCUCCACAUCCCCCAUCUCUUCCAUGGGCUUACUGGGGACUCCCAGAAAGCUUUAGCUAGCCCCUUGUUGGCUCUGGGGGCUGGAGAGGCUGGCUUCCCAGGGUCUGGCCUUUCCUGUGAGUUAGGGCUCCCAUCCUAAAAGCCCCUCUGGAGCGAGGAAGCAGAUACCUGAGCGUUUAGACCCAUAGGCUCAACCUAUUGCUCUUACUCAUCUUCCAAAGGGGAGCUUUGCAUUGCUGGGUGGGGAAGAACCAUGACCUCCACUUGCUUCCAAGGUGCUAGGGAAUGUUUCAAGGUCGCCGGUUCCCAUUGUCUUCACAGCUUUAAGGGCCAAGUUCUGUGGGACUGCUGUUUUCUAUUCUGUGUUUGAUUUAAUGCCCGAUGCUUCUGUUUUAUUCCUGAUCCUUUCUACUAUGCAUUUUCUUUUUAUCAGGUGUACAAAGUUAAAUACUGUGUAUUUAUCACUUAAAAAGUACAUGAACUUAAGAGAAAAAUAAGCCUUUGGUGUUUUUUCCACAGAUGUUUAAGCUUCUCUGUAAACUUGAAAUAAACAGAAAAAUGGUGCAAA
Molecule: messenger RNA, 4453 nt
Organism: Suricata suricatta (meerkat)
Lineage: Eukaryota; Metazoa; Chordata; Mammalia; Carnivora; Herpestidae
Gene: CAMKK2
Product: calcium/calmodulin dependent protein kinase kinase 2
Exons: 17
Coding region: 116-1765 (549 amino acids)
Biological process (GO): CAMKK-AMPK signaling cascade; activation of protein kinase activity; protein phosphorylation
Molecular function (GO): ATP binding; protein kinase activity
Source: RefSeq, a predicted model, not a curated record